This is a messenger RNA of Pyrus x bretschneideri (Chinese white pear), 3039 nucleotides long. Its product is annotated as U-box domain-containing protein 44. The record is from RefSeq and is a predicted model, not a curated record. The transcript is spliced from 4 exons. Bases 401 to 2920 code for a protein of 839 amino acids. Gene Ontology annotation, molecular function: protein binding. NCBI's taxonomy places the organism in Eukaryota, Viridiplantae, Streptophyta, Magnoliopsida, Rosales, Rosaceae.
CCAAACCAACAAAGCAAGCAAAUGGAAACGGAAUGAGAGAAAACCAAUCGGAGGCGGAGAAUUUAUUGCCAACUUUUGACUGCUUCUCCUGCGUUCCACCGUUUUCUUUCAAUGGAGGAACACCAACAACAACAACGAGGAGGAGAUAUUAUCAUUACAUGACUAAAUAGUAAUCAGCCGAGUCAACAGACUGACGCUGACCCUUUUGAUACCUCUUUACAUAAAUCCGAACCACAAAGCUCCAACCCUUUUUAUCUUUCACUAUAUUCCCCUCCAAGACGGCCAAAGAAAUCAACGUUUUAACUCAUACUUGCUUUGCAAGUGGAUUUCAAUGGUUAAUUUCUUAUUAUUUUCCUUGAAUCUUGAUCUUUGUUGCCAUUUGUGAGGAGAAAGGGAAAUUAUGGAGGAGGAGAAGAGAUGUUUUGCAGAAGUCGUGAUGGAGUUAAAAGCUUUGGUGAUUGAGGUAAGUUCUUUGGCUCAAAACUCAGAAAUUCAAAGAGAAGUAGUGACUGAAUUUGUAAUCUUGGUUGGGAAAUUAGCUCCAAUUUUUGAUGGAUUAAUGGAUACUGAGUUUCUUAAUCACCAACCAUUGAGAAAAGCUGUUGAGUCUCUUGGGUUGGAACUUAAGAGAGCCAAGGCUUUGCUGAAAACCCAAGAGACAAAUUCAUUUGUUGGACAAGUAGAGGAUGUGGCUCAUGAUCUUGGGAGGUCAUUAGGGUUAGUGCUCUUGGCAAGUUUAGAAGUGUCCACAGAUUUGAAAGACAAGGUUGGGGGCUUACACAAGGAUUUGAUGAGUACGCGGUUUGAUGUGAGUUCGUUUGCAAGUACUAGUUAUGGUUCUGGUGUUGUUAGUGAGUUGGAAGUGGAAGGUGUUGUUAGUGAGUUGGAAGUGGAAGUGGAAGAGGAAAUACAAGAGGAGAAAACGGUUUGUUUUGGUAUUGAUGAUGUUUCUUUGCAAAUUAAGUAUGGUGAUGAUGAACAACUUAAAUUUGCUCUUUUGGAAUUAAAUGAGUUGAUUGUAGACAAAAGGGUUGGAUAUGAAUGGAUUAAUGAUGAAGGUGUUAUUCCGAUUCUGUUUAAUCGGUUGAGUUCAAGUAAUUCAGAGAAUCGGCUUUGUAUACUUCGAUUGUUGAGAAGCCUUGCUUCAGAUAAUGCUGAUAACAAGGAGAAAAUGGCAGAUGUUGGUUUUUUGUCUGCAGCCGUGAAAUCAUUGGUACGGGAUGAAGAAGAAAGGAAAGAAGCUGUGGGGUUUUUGCUGUAUCUCUCAGAUCUUCAGUCAGUAAGGCGCCGGCUUGGGCGCAUUCAAGGGUGUAUCGUUAUGUUGCUUGCCUUGCUAAAUGAGGAUGACCAUGUCGCUUCACAUAAUGCAGGGAAGUUGUUGAAUGCAUUAUCUAGCAACACGCAGAAUGCGCUUCAUAUGGCAGAGGCUGGUUACUUUAAGCCCCUAGUGCAGUACCUCGAAGAAGGUUCGGACAUGAGUAAAAUCCUGAUGGCAACAGCACUCUCAAGGAUGGAGCUCACUGAUCAAAGUCGAGCUUCCCUCGGGGAAAAUGGUGCAAUUGAACCCCUUGUCAGAAUGUUUAGCAUAGGGAAGCUAGAAGCCAAGUUAUCCGCUUUAAGUGCCUUGCAAAAUCUAUCAAACCUGACAGAAAAUGUCCAACGGUUGAUCAGUUCAGGCAUCGUAGCAUCUCUGCUUCAGCUCCUCUUCUCUGUAACAUCAGUACUUAUGGCUCUUCGGGAGCCUGUAUCAGCGAUUCUUGCAAGGAUUGCUCAAUCAGAAUCUAUUCUUGUGAAUUCAGAUGUUGCUCAGCAGAUGCUCUCCCUUUUAAAUCUCACCAGUCCGGUAAUUCAAAAUCACCUAUUGCAAGCACUUAAUAGUAUUGCCUCCCAUUCCAGAGCAGGCAAAGUUAGAAGAAGGAUGAAAGAAAAUGGCGCCUUUCAGCUUCUCCUACCCUUCCUCAUGGAAACUAACAUUCAAAUCAGGAGCAGUGCCUUGAAUUUGCUUUACACUCUUUCUAAAGAUUUAUCGGAAGAGUUGACAGACCAACUCGAAGAAACCAAUAUCAGAAAAAUCAUCAUUAUCAUCUCAACAUCAACAUCUAACUGCGAAAAAGCCGCUGGAGUUGGCAUACUUAGUCAUCUUCCCAUUAGUGACAAAAAGGUGACGGAUAUAUUAAAGAGAGCAAAUUUGGUACCGAUAAUGGUAUCCAUAAUGAAUGCAAGAUCUGAAAUUCCAGCGGAGAAGAUGUGCUGUUUAGCAGAAAGCAUUACAGGUCUAUUAAUUCGGUUCACAAAUCCUGCUGAUAAGAAACUACAACUUUAUUCAGCAGAACAAGGGGUAAUUCCUUUACUUGUCAAGUUACUCUCGAGUGGAUCACCUGUUACUAAAUGCAGGGCUGCAACGUCACUAGCUCAGUUUUCGCAGAAUUCAUCAUCUCUAAAGAAGUCGAUAAAACCAAGGUGGACAUGCGUUCCUCCUUCUCAAGAUGCUGUUUGUGAAGUUCAUGAUGGAAAAUGCUUUGUGAAAAGCACAUUUUGUCUGGUCAAGGCAGGUGCUAUCUCUCCUGUAAUCCAAAUAUUGGAAGGUAAGGAGAGGGAAGCUGAUGAAGCAGCACUGAGCGUCCUUGCAACCCUCUUGCACGACGACAUUUGGGAAAACGGAAGCAAGUACAUAGCCAAAAAGUCAGGAAUUCCGGCCAUCAUCAAAGUCCUCGAAUCCGGGAGCAUCAAGGCUCAAGAGAAAGCACUACGGAUAUUGGAGAAGGUAUUUGGAGUUGAGGAACACCGAGUAACAUACGGGGAAUCUGCUCAGGCAGUGCUGAUUGAUCUAGCCCAGCAGGGUGACUCCAGAUUGAAAUCAACCACUGCAAAAUUACUGGCGCAACUAGAGCUAUUGCAAGCUCAAUCUAGUUACUUUUAAGGCAAUAGUGCCAUGUUGAUGUAGCGAAGUUGUGCUUGUGAUUUCACUUACUGUCAUCAUACACCAAUUUUUCUCUAAGUAUCUACAGAUAAUCAGCAGCAACACAAAUUUGAUUGUUA